AUGACUUCUUGUUCGGUAAUACGAAAAUACGUCAGUACUACAAGUGGAAAUUACGUCAUUGAUCCCGAUGGCGAGGGUCCUCUUGCACCGUUUACAGUUUACUGUGAUAUGAAUGACAAGAGUGGAGUUGGCGUGACAGUCAUCAGUCACGACAGCGAAAGUAGAACACAUGUGAAGGGAUAUGAGAGCCCGGGCAGUUACUCACGUGAUAUUCAUUACACCGGAGCGAGUCUUUCUCAGCUGGCGAGUCUCACCAGAGUCUCGUCACACUGCGAACAGUUUAUCAGUUAUGAGUGCCGUUAUUCACAGUUCUUCAGAGGUAGUUUUGGAUGGUGGGUGUCACGGGAUUCGAUCAAAAUGAAUUACUGGGGAGGAGCGUCACCCGGCAGUGGUAAGUGCGCAUGCGGGAUGACCAGCUCAUGCCCAUACCCUGCUCAUCCGUGUAAUUGUGACAGAGAAGACGGCGUACUGCGUGAGGAUAGCGGUCUCCUUACUGACAAGACACAUCUUCCGGUUAAACAGCUGAGGUUUGGUGAUACAGGCGAUGCUCACGAGGAAGGAUAUCAUACGCUCGGAAAACUUAAGUGUUAUGGCAUACAGUAA
Messenger RNA from Pocillopora meandrina, 603 nucleotides. Lineage: Eukaryota; Metazoa; Cnidaria; Anthozoa; Scleractinia; Pocilloporidae. The record is from the annotation of a GenBank genome assembly.